This is a messenger RNA of Mytilus californianus (California mussel), 897 nucleotides long. Its product is annotated as putative acyl--CoA ligase YdaB. The coding region runs from base 1 to 897 and encodes 298 amino acids. The transcript has 3 exons. The record is from RefSeq and is a predicted model, not a curated record. Lineage: Eukaryota; Metazoa; Mollusca; Bivalvia; Mytilida; Mytilidae.
AUGGACAAUUUUAGUAUAAGCUACGACCAGUUACCUAUGACAGAGCCUUUCAUGCAUUGCACCAUUCCCGAUAGAAUACAAUACUAUGCUACAAACAGUCCGGACAAAGCUGCAUUUAUUAUUCAUUCUAAGUCUGGAAGUCGUGAAGUUAUAACAUGUGAAAAUUUAUAUCAGCAGAGUCAGACAUUUGCUAGGGGUCUUGUACAUCUUGGAAUUAAGAAAAGUGACACUAUAGGUCUGUUUUUUCCAAACAGUAAAGAGUGGCUUGUUUCAACCUUUGGAAUAUUAAUGGCAGGAGCGGUUCCAUUACACAUGUCAUUCAAGUACAAGGACGGUCGAGAUAUUAUACCAGUUCUACAGAUCCUACCAGCUUUUGCGAUGGAAAUUCUGAAAAGAGAUGAAAAUGAAAUAAGUCCAAGAGUUUUAGCUACCGGUGGAGUUCCUAUUCCAAAAGAAUGUGCUCAAGUUGUUCCAAGAUUUUGUAAAGAAUUCAUAUGUAUUUAUGGAACAACAGAAAUGGGAGGUGUUUCGGUGAAAAGGUCUCAAGCGGCGUCCGACUUUUCCGACUAUAAUAUCGGUAAACCUUGGCCGGGAGUCGAAAUGAAAGUCGUCGAUACCGAAGGAAAAACACUGCCACAGAAUGAAGUAGGAGAACUCUUUGUUCGAAAUCGAGUUGCUUUUGGAGGUUACCAUAAAAAUCCAGAUAAAACAAAUCAAGUAUUGGGAACUGAUGGAUGGUACAAAACAGAUGACAUAGCGUACAUGAAUGAAAAUGGAGAUUUUACAGUCACAGGACGUUGUUCAGAUAUCAUUUUAUGUCAUGGUGAACCAAUCUCACCAUCUUACAUCGAAGACGAGAUUAAAAUACAUCCAGCAGUAGCAGAAAUGACUGAAUAG